Ipomoea nil (Japanese morning glory) is the source of this 1014-nucleotide messenger RNA. Its product is annotated as transcription factor HEC3-like. Lineage: Eukaryota; Viridiplantae; Streptophyta; Magnoliopsida; Solanales; Convolvulaceae. Gene Ontology annotation, biological process: regulation of DNA-templated transcription. The record is from RefSeq and is a predicted model, not a curated record. Bases 285 to 947 code for a protein of 220 amino acids. The transcript has a single exon. Gene Ontology annotation, molecular function: DNA-binding transcription factor activity; protein dimerization activity.
GAGUUUGAGCAGUUUUGAUCCGAUUAAUGACCAACAAGGCACAAACUCUUUUUCCAUUUUUAGCAACAAUUUUUUCUAGGUUAAACACUCCACAAUUCUUGAAAAAACUUAACCCUAUUAUAUUAUUUAAUCUCAGCUCACCUCGCAUCUAAUUAUAUUAUUAUUAAACCUUACCUUGCUGAUCUAUCUAUAUCUCAGCUCCCGGCCGGCCGGCCUCCUCAAUCCAUAUAUAUAUAUAUAUAUAUAUCGUUUCUUGAAUUCCUAAACUCUAAAAAUCUAUCUCCAUGGACAUCAACCAUCAUUAUCUUAAGUUCAUAAGUGAUAAUUCCAGUUGGGGAGGAGAGCCUAGCAGCAUACCCAUGGAAGCUGAUCAUCAUCAUCAUCAUCAGUUUCCCUUUCAUGAUCAGACUGUGUGGCCUAGUAACUUUCAACAUCACACUGAAAAUCUGCAGAUUCCUGCUUGUUUAGGUGCAGGCGGCGGCAGUAAUGGAGAAGAUAAUGGAGAAGAAGACGAGGGCGAAGAAGAGGAGCUAGGGGCUGUGAAGGAGAUGAUGUUCAAGAUCGCAGCUAUGCAGCCGGUAGAUAUCGACCCAGCCACCAUCCGCAAGCCCAAGCGCAAGAACGUCAGAAUCAGCGACGACCCCCAGAGCGUCGCCGCCAGGCUCCGCCGUGAGAAGAUAAGCGAGAAGAUCAGAAUCCUCCAGAGACUCGUCCCCGGCGGCACCAAAAUGGACACUGCCUCCAUGCUUGACGAAGCCAUCCGCUAUGUCAAGUUCUUGAAACGCCAAAUCCGCCUGCUCCAACUCAACCACCAGCCGCCGCCGCCACCACCACCGCCUCCCGCCGGAAAUUGGGGCGCCGCCGCCACAACAACUUUCGGUGGAAACGCGGUAACGGACGACCCAACGGCCUCCAUGUGCCUCAACCACGAGGUAAUUGGCGAUUAACUGAAAAAAGGGCGUCAUUAUAUUAUUAUUAUUAUUAUGUACUUAAUUAUCAAACAAAUAAAUAAUA